GCAGUCUUUCUGAGCUGAAUUCCAAGGAUUUAUGUGAACAUAAGGAGCAGAAAUUUGCUUCUCACUUUAGUGAAAGGGUUGCUUUAGAGAUGAACGGGGAUUGUCUACAGACACUGGCUAGUCUUUCUAGAGGGAAUUCUAUUUACACCUUCUGAAUGUUUCAGGAAGGAAAAAAAAUGUGGGAGGGAUAGAAAGACACAGUAAGGUAAAGACAGCUACUUGGAGGUGUUGACAGCACUCCCUCAAAGCUGUUCUCAGCAGCAGUAUUGGGAUCCACUAUAGACCUGGUGUAGAUGACUUCUGAUUCUCCAGCAUGAUCAGCUUAGAUCCUAAUCAGUAGUCAUGCAGUUUGAUUUGAAUGUUAAUGCAUGCUUUUGAAAUAUUUGAUUGAGGAUCUCAAAGGACACUAAAGAAGAAAAAGAAAUAUCUUUUUUUUGGAUUUCAUCAAUUUGACUUAUUCUUGCUCUGUGGACCUGUCAGCAUGACCUCUGGAGUACAGUACACUGUUCUUCUGUUCCUUUGUCUUAUAGCCUUCCAGGAGUCUAAGGCUGCUCAGGUAUGAACUGUCUAAACAAACAGCAGCUACUGGCAGCCAUCCGACAGAUGCAACAAUUCUUAAAAGGGCAAGAGACGCGGUUUGCCGAUGGAAUUCGAGUCAUGAAAAGUAGGCUGAAUACUUUGCAGAAUGCAGUCAACAAAGCAAACCCAGACCCACAACCAGUUGCUUGUCCGGCCUUGGAAACCCCUGUCAACGGAAAGAAGUUUGGCUCCAAAUACUUGGUGGAUCAUGAAGUGCAUUACACAUGUGACCCCGGAUACCAGCUCAUCGGGUCCAGCAGCAGACUGUGCCAGAAAAACGGAAGUUGGACUGGGGAUAUACCUCACUGCAAAGAUAUCAGCCAAUGUGGCAGUCACCCCUGUUUAAACGGCGGUACCUGUGUGGAGGGAAACAACCACCAAUACAAAUGUAAUUGCCCUCAAGAAUAUACUGGGUCCAACUGCCAACAUCAAACACAAACAGCUCCACCUGAAUGGAGUGUACCCAGCGAUGCAGCUUUUAACCGUAAGCCACGCUGUGCCAGGGUAGACCGCGCUCAGCACUGUAGUUGCGAUGCUGGCUUCCAAAUGAAUGGCACCCCUGACAACAGCAUUUGCCAAGAUGUUAAUGAGUGUGAGGUUUAUAAGGUGGAAGGAGCCCCACGUCUCUGUAUGCACAACUGUGUCAAUAUUCCUGGUUCAUAUCGCUGUUCAUGUCCAGCUGGGUAUAAGAUGCUUGGAGAUGGAAAAAGCUGCGAAGAUAUUGAUGAAUGUAAUUCUGGAAAUCACAACUGCACCAGAGGAUCCAUAUGCAUUAAUACCGCAGGGGGGUUUCAGUGUGUCUCUCCAGAGUGUCCAAAGCCCAACGGAAAUAUCAGUUAUGUGAAAACAUCACCAAUCCAAUGUGAGCGCAAUCCAUGCCCAAUGGAAAGUAGGUCAUGUCAUCAUGCACCAAAGACCAUUUCAUUCCACUACCUCUCUUUGCCUUCAAGCCUUCCCACCCCAGUCACCCUCUUCCGCAUGGCAACCGCGUCAGCUCCUGGACGACCAGGACCAGACAGCUUGCGUUUUGGAAUAGUGGGUGGAAACAGCAGAGGGAACUUUGUAAUGCAAAGAUCAGAUAGGCAGACUGGAGAACUUAUUCUAGUUCAGAGUCCACAAGGCCCUCAAACCAUUGAGGUGGAUGUAGACAUGUCGGAAUACUUGGACCGCACAUUCCAGGCCAAGCAUCUUUCAAAAAUCACAGUGUUUGUGUCUCCUUAUAGCUUUUAAAGCAAAUGGAAUGAGAGACUGUAGAGUUACUGAGUUUGUCAAUGGGAAUGGAGCACAUUAUGUUCUAUAAUGGAAUGUGUGCCUCGCCCUACAAAUAACAUAGCUUUUACUGCA
Molecule: messenger RNA, 1923 nt
Organism: Spea bombifrons (plains spadefoot toad)
Lineage: Eukaryota; Metazoa; Chordata; Amphibia; Anura; Pelobatidae
Gene: FBLN7
Product: fibulin 7
Exons: 8
Coding region: 559-1809 (416 amino acids)
Molecular function (GO): calcium ion binding
Source: RefSeq, a predicted model, not a curated record